Cuscuta epithymum is the source of this 1884-nucleotide messenger RNA. Lineage: Eukaryota; Viridiplantae; Streptophyta; Magnoliopsida; Solanales; Convolvulaceae. The record is from the annotation of a GenBank genome assembly.
AGAGAAUCUCGUGGCCGGAGCGCUUGCAUUUGUCAUGCAUGAACUGCAGAGUCGUAUUGGGUUUCUAUUGUACGUUGGGGUUGGGAGUACGUUCUUAACCGCCCUUCCAUUCUCUGAUUCUCAAUCCUUCCAGGCCAUACCUAGCUUCUUCUCCCAUUGUUUUUUCUUCUUCUAGAUCAAUUUAAUUACCUCAUGAGCACAUAAAUAUACUCCGUAUAUUUUAUACAUUCUCAUUAAUGAAAUCACAACAUAUAUAACCCUUAGAUUUGUUAAACAAAAGUACGUACAUAUUAGCUAGCUAGUAAUUUAAUCAGCUAGCUAGCUAGAGAGCUAAGAUCUUCAGGAAAUAUGUUGCUUGGGCUGGCGGCUUCAGAAUGCAGUAGUGGUGAUGGGAAUGGGAAGGGUUUGUUAGAAUACGUGAAGAAAUGGUCGCCGUCACCAUUCUUGUUGAAGACGUACAUGCUGGUGGAGGAUCCGGCCACCGACGACGUCAUUUCUUGGAACGCCGACGGGACGUCGUUUGUGGUGUGGCAGCCGGCGGAGUUCGCCAGGGACUUGCUCCCAACCGUCUUUAAGCACAGCAACUUUUCCAGCUUUGUCCGCCAGCUCAAUACCUAUGGUUUUCGCAAGGUGGCCUCUGCCCGGUGGGAGUUUUGCAACAGCAAGUUCCAGAAAGGAGAGAAGGAUUUAUUGUGCGACAUUCCUCGAAGAAAACCCACAUUGGCGGCGAACAAUAAGCAGCCAGCAAAUAUAAAAAGCAACAACUUCGUUGAUCAUCAGCCAAAGUACGAUGAAGAGCAAAAGUCACUGUCAUCCACCACAUCAAUGAGGGUGUCAUUUCCCUCAGAAUACGACAUCCUCAUUGAGGAGAACAAGAGGCUUCGGGGUGAAAAUGGAAUCCUAAGCUCAGAGCUGUUGACGAUGAAGAGGAAAUGUCAAGAUCUACUUGACUUGAUGUCCACGUAUGCCACCAGUGAUAUUAGGAGGAGGUGGAGGAGGCCCACCACCGCUAACUCAUAUGAGGAGGAGGAGGAGGAGGAGGAGGAGGAGGAGGAGGAAGAAGAAGAGAGAUCAUUCAUGCUAUUCGGAGUGAGAUUAAUUAAGCUAGCUGAGAAGAAGAGGAAAAGAAAGGAGUUCUCUGGAGCUGCUAAGCUCUUUCUUCCCCAAACUCCCACUUAUGCAAAUAAGCGAUCACACCAGCGACGCACAACAGCCUCCAGGUUUCCGUAUCACAGACUUUAGCGAUGCGCGGUAGUCAUCCUCCAGGAACCAGAGCGAUGCGGCAGCCAUCCUCCAAGAACCAUAGUUGUUUCCACCAUCCUCCGACAAAGCCAUCGCUAUAGAGGAUCUGGAAGAAGAUGAGAAAAGGAAGAAGAAAAGAGAAAAGAGGAAGAGAAGAGGAAGAGGAAGAGGAAGAAGAGAUAUGAACCAACUACAUACUAUUCACUUGGCGGUCAGAAUCCACGAAGUCAGACGGUGACAACAGAUGCAAUACCGGCGGCGAAGGGAGGCGGCGAAGGGAGGCGGCGAAGGGAUGCUCUGGUGCGCACUAUAGCUUCGAUGAUAGGACUUGAGCUGUGAUCGAUGACAGAGGAAUACCAACAGGCUUGGAUGAGCAAAUUAAAGGAUUACGGAUUUAAUUAUAUAAGGGUAUAAUGGUAAUGUUUAGUCCUAUUUAGGCAAUAUGAAACAUAAAGUCCUAUUUUGGAGUUUUAACCAUGUUUUAAUCCUAUUUAGGACAAUUUCUUUUAAUUUAUUCGUUAUCCCUAUUUUUUGUAUUAAUCUUGUGCAUUUGGUAUAAUGCCGGAUUUUCUCACAUUGUAUUUAAUUAUUUAUAUUCGAAUAUUUGCUCCAGGUAUGAGUAAAAUGAUUCCUAAAUGCAAC